AUGGCGCAUUAUAGUCUUGGACCGGAUGAUGCAUUCGCAGGGGCAGUGUCUGCGGCAAAGGCGAACGAUUCAAGUAGUUACUAUCCGCAGAAAGCAUAUAUCUCGGAUCUGGAGUCCUCGUCAUCCGUCCUAGAGGCGGUAAUCGAGGAGCCUCUGGCGGGGACAGAACAGGUCGUUCAUAACCCACAUCUGGCGGACGAAAAUGACGAGGCUCAUGAUGCGGAUAGGGCUGAUAUGUCAUGGGCACAAGGCCAGGGUGUUGAAAUGCAGGGUCGACACGAGGCCUGUCGGUGGGAUGCCCACAUUGCUGCGACGGGGUCCUCGACAUCUAUUCAAGACUGA
Penicillium longicatenatum is the source of this 342-nucleotide messenger RNA. RefSeq lists its product as uncharacterized. The record is from RefSeq and is a predicted model, not a curated record. The transcript has 2 exons. Lineage: Eukaryota; Fungi; Ascomycota; Eurotiomycetes; Eurotiales; Aspergillaceae. The coding region runs from base 1 to 342 and encodes 113 amino acids.